Ilyonectria robusta is the source of this 2431-nucleotide messenger RNA. RefSeq lists its product as uncharacterized. The coding region runs from base 58 to 2370 and encodes 770 amino acids. The record is from RefSeq and is a predicted model, not a curated record. The transcript has 4 exons. NCBI's taxonomy places the organism in Eukaryota, Fungi, Ascomycota, Sordariomycetes, Hypocreales, Nectriaceae.
CCAGCAACUGUGCGGCAGGUACUCGCUUCGGGCACGUUAUCUAUUGAUCAAGAAAUCAUGGUCAGAUCCCAAGUGGCGGACCUUCUCAUCCUCCUGCACGAGCGAAGGGCGCAGCAUCAUCUAUUGAGCGAUGCCAUGCAGCACCUAGACACUAUUCUGCGUCGUCUUCCACGAGACUCGCCAGAUCGUCCCAAGUACUUGAGUAACCUGUCGUAUGCAAAGAUGUCGGAAUACAAAAUGACCAGUUCCCGACACGCUUUGGACGAGGCUGUGUCGUAUGGACGACAAGCUAAUGAAAUGGCAGCGACCAUUGACCUCUUCCAUUGUGACCUAAACGUGUAUCUCGACAUACAAAACAACUUGGGGUUCGCGCUCGCUCUACGAUACGCUCUGAUACAAGACCCCGAGGACCUCGACGGCGCUGUUGCAUGCGCAAAAGAGACGUAUGACAAUGCUUCAAAGGACUCCAAAUCGUACAAUUUCAGUCUCAAUAACCUUGCCUCGCGCCUCCGAAUGAGGUAUCUUCGAGAUCAAAAUCCAGAUGAUAUCAACGAAGCACGAAGACUAGCCAAUGAACUGAGAUCGAGAACGACUGCUGGUACAACUGAGCACGCCGCGGCCGCUGCUCAACUAGGGUUCAUCAAUGCCGAAAAAUUCAAACAGACGGACAAGCUUGAAGACUUAGACGAGGCUCUUAGGCUCUCGACGAACGAAAAGUUGAUGAGGAUUGACUACGGGAACAAGCACGUUAGUGAGCUGAGAGUCUUGACGCCUCAGAACUACUCUCAGGCCCUGCGGCAAGCUUGGGAGAUGGAUGCACAAUCAACGCUCUCGGGGAUAUAUUACAAUCGCAACGGCCCGAUCUAUGAUCAGAGUCAACAACGAAUCAACCCAGACCUAGUCAAGUCGUGGCUGAAUAACUGUGAUCACAACCACAGCUUCGCUUGUAACCAUCCGCGAUCUGGAAAGCGGGCAGAGAAUAAAAUGCGCCUGACUCUCAUUGACGUCAAGGAGGAAUGCUUGGUAUCUGCCUCCUCAGACGCGAAGUACUUUGCCUUGAGCUACGUCUGGGGCCGGUCACUUGGAGAGAGAUAUCUCUGGGUCGAUGCCGUUUGCAUGGUGCAGGAUGACGAGGUCCAGAUGGCCGGAGACAUUCCAAAAAUGGACAUUGUCUACGGACAGGCCUUUGCUACCAUUGUCGCACUUGAGGGUACUGAUGCGGAUGCCGGCUUGCCGGGGGUCUGUGCGGGAACAAGAGAGCCUCAGAAGAUCACCACUCUCACCAUCUCCAACAAGUCACUCGAUCUUGAUGACGAUCCCGACAGCAAAGAUGUUGUUUACUUUCAGUGCGGCCAGGAAACGUUGAGUGAAGGAGGCGCUAAUGAGGAGUUUGAAGCGCUCACGUUUGACCAAGCGGCUUUGUCAGAUAACCACAUCUUGGAGAAGGCGAAUCGCAACAAUCCCCUUUGCAGCCUGGACGUUAUUUACGACCUUACGCUAUGUGAGCGACUCACUAAGGCUUUCAACACCUACACGAAGCUCGUCGGGACCUACAGCCAACGAAACCUGUCCUUCAAGUCCGACAUUCUCAAAGCCUUUGCAGGAAUAUUUGCAGUGCUCGAGGAACAUUUCCACGUCGUGACACUCCAUGGACUGCCAGCAGCGGUAAUCAGUCACGCCCUUCUUUGGUCGCCUGCGGCAAGAAUUCCACGUCGAGGCUCUCAGUUGCCUACAAAUUUGACCCUGCCCACCAGCGGCCCUGAUCCACAGUUUCCAAGCUGGUCGUGGGUAGGAUGGGACGGCCCUGUGGAAUAUCGGGUAUUCGAGCAUUCGAAGGGGGAGAUGGUCCUGCCAGCCCCACGAGUAAAAGUUUAUGACACCAUCAACGGCCCCAUCAGCGACAUUAUACAGGGGCAAAAGGGAUCCCUUGAGCCCGCACACCAAGCACCCGACAGGACUGGCUCCCCCGAUAAUGGAAGAGACGACCAGGGGGGCGGAACAGGCAACAGGCCGGACAAAGAAGAGCACCCGAGGGAGCAUGUUCUCGCCAAAAUGGUCCCUGACCACUUCCGUGGCAGCAUCUGGAUCGUAGGAGCGCCGCAGGUACCCCAAGACAGAAAGGACCCCCACAUCGCGACCAAGCUGCUGCGUUUUACCGCGCGUACUGUUCCCCUCCCAGCAUUCCAAGUCAUGCCUAAUAAGGAAUACCUCAGCUGCAUGUCCCAAGUCCAUGUUCGAAGCUCCCAAGCCGUCCGCCGCAUCCAGGACCGUAACGGCAAGCACUGCGGGCUAUGGUGGGAGCAGGCUGGGUACGGCUAUGUGGGACUGGGCAUCAGCCCGGAGGCGGAGAGCAAGAUUGACAUGCACUAAUAGUCUGCACUGCAGUGUGAACUAAUCGUCCAGUUAAUAGUGCGCACUAUUAGGAGCGCUG